This is a messenger RNA of Clonostachys rhizophaga, 1170 nucleotides long. The record is from the annotation of a GenBank genome assembly. Lineage: Eukaryota; Fungi; Ascomycota; Sordariomycetes; Hypocreales; Bionectriaceae.
AUGCUCCCUGCUACCUCGGUGGCCGUGCGCAACGGCCACCGCCAAGCCGCCCGGUCUCUCCUCACGUCUUCGAACCCAUUCCUGGCCUCCCCACGCCAAACACCCUCCCGAUUCACAUCCACCAAAUUCCGGGCGACUCCCAGCUGGCAAGGGCGAGGUUUCGCUACUACGACAAACCCCAACCCUCCCUUAGGGAAAAAGAAUGCGUCGAACGAUGUUCCGUCCCGCAUCGCUCUCAUUGGAGCUCGAGGGUACACUGGCCAGGCUCUGAUCGACCUUCUCAAUAACCACCCCUACAUGGACCUUCGCCAUGUGUCAUCACGCGAGCUGGCAGGACAAGAGCUCAAGGGCUACGACAAGCGCAAGAUCAUAUACGAAAACCUGAGUCCCGAAGACGCGAUCGAGUUAGACAAAUCUGGCAAGGUAGACGGAUGGGUUCUGGCACUUCCCAACGGCGUGGCCAAGCCCUUUGUUGAGGUCUUUGACAAUGCCAAGUCGAAGAGCGUUAUUGUCGAUCUCUCCGCCGACUACCGAUUCGAUGACUCGUGGACGUACGCCUUACCGGAGCUCACCAAGCGAUCUGCGAUCUGCCAGGCUACUCGGAUCUCGAACCCUGGCUGUUAUGCGACGGGCGCCCAGCUCACCCUGGCCCCCAUGCUUGAGCACCUGGGAGGUGAACCCUGUAUAUUUGGUGUGUCGGGGUACUCUGGCGCAGGCACUCGACCUAGCCCGAACAACGAUCUUAACAGACUGAAGGACAACUUGGUGGCAUAUUCGCUGACAGGACAUAUUCACGAGCGAGAAAUUAGUCGGCAUCUUGGCACUCCCGUGGCUUUUAUGCCACAUGUUGCUUCCUGGUUCAGAGGCAUUCAUCUCACCGUCAACAUUCCCCUGAAUAAAACCAUGACCUCGCGCGACAUUCGCCACAUCUACCAGGACCGAUAUGCUGGCGAGAAGCUCGUCAAGGUUGUCGGUGAGGCUCCUCUUGUAAGGAGUAUUUCCGGGCUACAUGGUGUCGAGAUCGGGGGAUUUGCUGUCGAUAGUACCGGCAAGAGGGUGGUUGUUUGCAGCACGAUAGACAACUUGAACAAGGGGGCCAGCACUCAGUGCCUACAAAAUUUGAAUCUCGCACUUGGAUACGCGGAGUACGAGGGUAUUCCUACCAUGUAA